This is a messenger RNA of Echinococcus granulosus, 2451 nucleotides long. Its product is annotated as Zinc finger MYM-type protein. The coding region runs from base 1 to 2451 and encodes 816 amino acids. The record is from RefSeq and is a predicted model, not a curated record. NCBI's taxonomy places the organism in Eukaryota, Metazoa, Platyhelminthes, Cestoda, Cyclophyllidea, Taeniidae. The transcript is spliced from 10 exons.
AUGGCUGUCUAUGGGCAAAAUAUGACGGCCAUUGAUCCCGAGAGCUGCCAACUCGUUGAGGUGCCUAUUGAUGCAAAUGGGGCUAUCGUUGUGCAGGACCCCAGUGCACUUAUUUCUGGCGGACAGGUGCAAGUAGGUGGAAUCGUUCAAACCGGCAAAAGUAUUCUUAAACCGGAACUAGCCCAGCAUCUCAUUCAACCUGUUGGCAUCCGAAACCGUUUAGCUGGUCGUUUUGGUCUUCCUCUUGCUUUCUUUAAAAGCGUUCUGAGUUUUCAGUCUGUAAUCGACCCGAGGGUGCCUCAGUCAGCCCAGCGCGGUGCGAGAACUCCUGCGAGAAAAGCGUUGGGCUCAUCUCAGGGGUUACAGGUUCUUCAAGGUGCUCAACUGAUUCAGCAGCCUUCAGUUAUUGCACCAGCUGCGUCGGGUUUACUUUCCCUUGGAACACGCUAUACACCUUCCUCUGGGAUUCCCCUUAGCGUUGCCACUGGUGCUGGUGGAAGUGGUGGUAUCAUUAAUUCACAAGGCAAUAUUUUUACUUCCGGUGGAACUGCGAUGGUUACGACCGCUGGAACUGGUGUGGAUAGGGAUGCUGGUUAUCGUUUUACCGCAAUCACCGGUACUAGUAACAGAGGUAGACCCCGUGGUCGUCGACCUCUUAGAGGCCAAUUCCCCGUUGUGCCCAUAGAUAUGGUUCGCCAGUUGGGUAUCGAGCAGCAAGUAAUUUUGCAGCCAGCAGCCCCUGUUGCCAUGCGCAACAAGGCGGUUCUCUGUCGUCCACUCUCCGUGUCACGAAAGACUCAGUCGGGAAUUCACUCUCGUGAUAUCGAGUGUCAGUUCUCCGCUGAGGAGGAGGCGCUGGCUUCGAAGCACGAUGAGGACGUGGAGGAGGAUGAAAUGAUGGUAGUUGAGGAGUCGGCUGCCCCGGCUAAAAAGGAGGGGGACGAGGAUGCAGAUUUGGUCGAAGAGGAAGAGGAAGAAGAGGUCUUCUCGGACAAGAAUGACUCAGAUAUGGAGGGUGGUGGGACUAGCAAGCAAGCUAUUAGAAAAAGUGAGGUUGGAGCAAAUACGGAGGCUCCUUCGACAUGCCACUUUGGAAUCCAAACGGACGAGCCAUCGAAAGGCAUAAAAGAUGAGCAGCAAUUGGAGGAAGGUACGGGCGGGAAAGUGAAGUUGGAGGAAAAGGAGGUCAAAUACGUACCCAUUCCGGUUCCCGUUCCCAUUUACGUUCCUGUGCCUGUUUUUGCAUACACUCGGCCGGUUCCCUUUACUCUGCCCUUUCCCCUCCCCUGUGUGGUACCCUUACCUCUCCUGCUGAAGGGUGAUGAGGUAUCUGGUGGUGCUGUCGACUCCGCUCCUGCUACUACUCCUGCUCCAAUGAAACAAAAACCUGAUCCAGAUGCCAAUACUACAACUUUUGGAUCGGGUCAAAUGGGGACAGAAGGGACUACUUCGAAGACCCUUUCUCAAAAGCGUUCCGCUAAGGAAUCGUCGAACUCCUCUGUGGAUGUUGCUUCACCAACAUCUGGACAGCAGGGCCUUCCCAGUAAGCGUCUUCGUCGAACGACCGAAACUCCGGCGACGGCACUGGGACCUGUCGCAGUCGCAGCGACGACGGUUAUGACGCGUCGUCCACCAAUGAGUGACGCCAGCUACCACCUCAAGUUUUCCUAUGGUAUUAACGCCUGGCGUCUGUGGGUGAAUCAUACCUCGCAGCCCAAGGCUCUUGCCGAUUUGGUCGACGUACCCGACGAUGAGCUCAAUAUUGCGCUCACUCGAUUCGUGCACGAGGUGCGCAAGCCGAACAAUGAGACCUAUGUGGCCGAUUCCAUCUUCUAUCUGUGCUUGGGUAUUCAAGAGUACCUAAACGAGAAUGGUCGCGCUAUUAACCUCUUCGGCGAGCCGCGGUUUGCAAGUUUCGCCAAUGCUCUGGAUACUGUUCUGGCCGAUUUCCGCCCUCGAAUCAGUCCAGAAGGCAUGCUUAUUUGUCGAAUUGAAGAGGAACACAUGUGGGAGGCUAGGCAGCUUGGCGAUGAGACACCUCACAUACUGCUCUUUACCCUCCUCUACUUCAUCACUAAGCACAUGUGGCUCCGCACGGGCGACCAGCACGCCCAACUGAGAUUCUCCAAUUUUAAGUUGAAGCGCGAGAAUCCAUCUUCGGAGUGCGUGCUUUUUGUGUCCAGUGGUAGCUCUGACUCCUACCGCAUGUUCUCUACUGGAGAACAGUUCUCUCGCUGCCCGAUCCAACUUUUCCGAAAUUACCUUAAAAAGUGUCCUCAGGCACUGGUAGCGGGCGGCGGCUCCUUUUAUCUAAGUCCUCUACCCGAGCCCUCUUUGACGACAUGGUUCUCCGAGACUCGUGUUCCAGCCAGUCAGCUACAAGUUAUGUUAAAUCGCAUUAAGAUGGUGAAGGAGAUCCAAGAAGCCUUUAUGGACAGCCAAUCCGAGUAG